AUGUUGCCUUUCUCUGCGCUCAUCCUUACAAGUUUAUUGGCUUAUUUUGUUACUGAAACCAACGCCUAUCAAGAACCCCCUAAAGGUCUUCAGUUUCUUGGCGUCGGCUACAAUCUUCUUGAAGGAAACCCCGAUGGCGGUGAUCUGUCCAAUGGAGGUAUUGAUCCAGGAUUGCUCUUUACAAGGAAAGUGUUUAAACUAUCCUACGACACAAACAAAGUGUCUAUAGGCAGGCAGUAUCUGAUUCCAGAUCAGGUCAGCUUUGCGCCAAGGUCUUCUUGCGUUACUACGACAAAGAACGAGGUUUUCUCCGGGUCUAAAAGCUAUCAGAACAAACUUACUGUUGAUGUAUCCGCUAAUGGUAGGUUAUUAGCAAGUUCAAUCAUUCAAUUUUAUUUCGCUUUUGCUGCCUUUGUUUUUUGGAAAAAACAGACACUUACAAAUUAAGCUUCAAACCAGUUUAGGUUUAUUAUGUUUAUUUUAAUCAACACCUGUUGGGGUUAUUUGCUGUAAGCUAUUUUUUAUUGUUCCUUGUAUUUUAUUGCCUCAGUCAAACAUAAACAAUAAUAAGAAACGGUAAAAGCUGAACAAAUAUUUUGCAGUAAAAAACGAAGAAAUCGAGUUUUGCAAUAUUCUCAGUAUUUUUAUAUUUUUUCAUGUUUCAACUGUACCUGUAAAGAAAUCAUCUAAUUCAGAUAUUUCUGAUAUUUUCUCGGCCCAUUUGUUUAUUUUCAAAGGUGGUUAUGACGCAGGGUUAUGGAAUGUGGCUUUCACUUUGAGUUCAAGUGAGUGCAAUAUAAACUUCAUUUAAAGAUUUAAAACAUAGUUCGCUUUAUCAAGGACACUUAAGCGGACAUGGUGCGAAUCAGCUUUGUAUUCCUUGUCUUCAAGAGUAUAAUCCUUGGCGCCUUUCACUGAAUGUAGUUAAUGACAGCAUGAUAUGGCAGUUGAAUGUAGUACUAUGUAGGAGUAAAAUAUGUCUUUAUGAUAAUCAUAACGUAAUCAACUUUAUAACAAACUGCAUCCUUAUAGACUUUGAGAAAAUGACUAAAGAGACAUCCACCUACAAAAAUGUGUUUUAUGAAGAGAAGAAGGUCUGCAAUCGUGGUCGUGCUCGUUAUCAGUUAGAUUUGGCCCCAAUUAAGAAAUUCCCAGUGUCUGAGGACUUUGCUGCUGCUGUUUGUGGUCUACCUGAUGAUUACUCCGAACGAACGUACUUCAACUUUAUUGAAAGAUGGGGAACUGUAAGUUAUCUGGGAUCGUAAAAACUGAACUAAGGAACAGUCAUUUUUUUUUUAUCGCAAACAGAGUAUAGAGGAGGACUAGAGAUUAGAUUAUUCUGGAGCCUUUGUGUGUGCGCGUUUGAGUGUGUGGGGGGGGACGUCGGGCAAAUUUUACUGUUAUACACCUAAAAUCCUUCAUUACCUUAUGAGCAAUUUUGGAACAUCAUAAAAUGGCUGAAUGGAAGAAAAACCCUGGGAACAACGAAGCUAUUGCUGGCACAUUUGUUAUAAUUUAAAAUUCGGUUGAUUUUUAUGAAAAAAUAAUUACUGAUGUUCAUUUAACUUCAGCACAUUGUAGUUGAAGUUGAGUUGGGAGAGAAAGUCAUCGAGCGCUCAAAAGAAAGCCAGACAGAAUUUAUAAAACACGCCAUCCAAAAUGUAAGUAGCUACGGAAUCUAACUUUUUUCUCUGUAAUCACAUUAAUUUCGGGGUGUCUGACCCUCUCACCAGAGAGGCAAAUAAAUUUAUAAGUUUUAUUAAUCUUUUCUGGGACAAUAAGCAUCUCACUGUUGUCAUUGCAGAAACUACGUCUUCCGAAGCUUUCCAAAUCUCCCCAUAGAGGGCGUUGUGGGGCUCACACUGUCUGAGCUAAGAAGCUUAACUGAGAACUUAGAUAUUUUUCAUUUGUUUACUUAUAGAUUAAGGGGUCUGUGUCACCCUCUGGUUCUUUUGCUGGCUUCUCCGGGUCACUCACAGUUAACAUGGACAAAUUCCGAGAACAGAUGACACAAGAGGAUAAAUUUGGAAAACACAAAAUUGUUCUUACAUCUGGAGGCAUGGACAUGCCUGAGCCAAUCGGAUUGAAGCUUGUUCCUGUGUACGAGGCCCUGAACAAAAACUUUUACCAGUUGUCGGGUGCAGGAUCUGGGUCUCCAUGCAAACAUACGGAAUCUCUUCUGAGAUCUAGAAAGGAUAAUUUGGUUCAAAUCCUGAAGGAAUAUCCACGGCUGAAGGGUACCAAUGUACCAAUUGGUAAAUAAAAGUCUCUUAACCCUUUAACUGCCAUAAAUGACCAGGACAUAGUUUCUCCUUACAAUAUCGAUACAAUAGCAAGCAGACAAGUGAUGAGAAUAAAAAAAAAUGUUAAUUAGGGGAUUGUUAGUUGACACAAUACAAAUUCUCCAAACUAACAUAAUAAGAAUCCUUUGGCAGACAGUAAGGAGAAUUACUAAUGAGAUCUUAGAAGUUAAAGGGUUAAAUCGCAAGCCUAAAAUCGUUGAGGAGUUUUCCUCUGUAAGGGAACUUUUUAAAUUUUCCACGUGGACUCAAUCUGGUAAAUGAUCAUUGGCAAUCUAUGAAUCGAAGUGGAGGCUCAUACUCAAAUCAAUACUUCUUCGUCAAAAGGAGGGAAAACCUACUUCCGUUUCUUAUUGUUCAAUUACGGUCAUUGUCUCCAAUUUUUUAAAGGUUGGAUAUAAAUUGUUCAGUAUUCGAAAUUUAAAACGCUAAAAGGAACUAAUUAUGGUCUUGCGCUGAAAAGCGUGCCGGAAAUGAUGACAUAAUAGUAAUGCGUUUGGAUGCCUUCUGAAGUCAUUUAAAACAUUUUUUUAUAUACCCUUCUGAUUUCUUUCUCGUCGUUCUUCCCUUCCUUUUCAUUUCCUUUUCUUUUUCCUCCCUCUCAUAGAUCCACCUGUAGUUAUACCGCUUACCUGGCCCCAGGGAACAUAUGGCCUUCCCAUGACCACCCACGGCUGUCCUAGAGCAGCUGGUUUUACAUGGCAUCAUGGGUAUCGUUAUCAUGAAAACGAGAUCGGUAACAGCUGGUCUUAUCCCUACCACUUGGCGGGAAAAAAAAGUAUUUGGACAAAUCAACAGGCCUUUUGUAUCAAAACCAAGGAUCAAGGCACAAAAUAUGACCUUACUUGGUCACCAGGACAAUAUUGUCUCUUCAAGAAAGGAGACUGUCCCGAAGGUUUGUUUUCGUAAAGAUAAUAAUAAUGAGUCGAAUAACGUCUAUAAUACUUGGCCAUUCUUGUAAUUAAAAAAGCAGAUAUUCAUACGACGUUGAAUCUUUCUGAAGCAGAGACCUCUUGACAACGCGCCAUUGCUAUAAAGAUAAAAUAAAGUUUUAUCUAUAUCUGAGCCUGCUAAGAGAGAUAUGGGGUCGUGAAAGGGCGUAUGAUGAUAGAACUCGUAGUCAGGUUUUCUACCCUCAGUCUUUUCCAUAGCUAUGAAUCUAAAAAGUUGAGCUUAUUAAAGAAAAUAAGGUUUUGAUAAUGAUUUAACCGCUAAACCAAAUCUACAACAAGAGGGUUAUCCUUCAUAUCUCUUUUCAACUAUUACAUACUUUUCGUCUGUGCUCUGGUCUACUCACUUUUCUGUAACCCCCAUUUUUCAUUCAUCUCCUAAUCACAAAGAUGAUGAAUUGCUGUUUUCGACAGGUUUCAAAACAGGUUUCAUUCGCUGGGACGAUGAAAAUAGCGAUAACAACAACAAUUAUAGGGGAGCUAUGCCGGAUGGAAAGUUUACCAAAAACACGCUAAUUGAGUACUGCUGCCGCACGGAUGGGCACGCCGAAAACGACAUCAUCCUGCCCACGGACACGCCGUUCGUGUUGUUCAAAUCGAACUCUCAUCAGUGUCAGCAUGUACAAGGAAUGCGCUGGAAGGAGGAAUGGUUCCAAUGGGAUACCGAGGACUGGUCUUUCUCUGGAAACGAAAAAAUGGGAUCUGUUCCGUAUGGGGAGGUCGGAAGAAAUAUUAAGUUGUAUUAUUGUUAUUAUUACCGGUAA
Messenger RNA from Pocillopora meandrina, 4014 nucleotides. NCBI's taxonomy places the organism in Eukaryota, Metazoa, Cnidaria, Anthozoa, Scleractinia, Pocilloporidae. The record is from the annotation of a GenBank genome assembly.